AAACCAUUAACGGGAAUAUAUUUGCAGCUGGGCUGGACAAAUUAUUUCCACUUUAGUCUAACAGGAUUCCAGUACCAAGUACCUGACAAACUGAAUGCUUCUUAGUACAGUAAUUUCAGAACCAACUAAAUGCUGAAUCUUUUGCUAAAUUACAAGAUAUAAUAUCUUCCAUUUUUGUCUUGAGCAUUAAAACCAUAGAUUAUAUGCAAUUAACGAAGGAUUACGCGUGCUACAUUUGUCAUCAGAUGGAAGAAUUCGGAUUUUGCAACCAAGUUUUCAACGAAAACUUGAAAAAUCCAUUGACAGAUUAUGUCGGUUUGACCCAGAUUACAAUCAAUCAAGCUACAAUCAAUGCAACCAACGCACAUGCUUUUGUUCUGCAGCUUCUUCGGAACACAACAAACAGUGGAUUGAAAAAUGCUCUUAUUGUGUGUGAGAAUGGUUACAGAAUAGUACUGAUGCAGUCUUUCCAAGAUGCUUUCAAAUACUUUAACGAAAAAGAUUACCGCAGUAUGAUGAAGUCUGAACUGAUAACACCAAGGGCGCAACGCAGCUGUUCAACCAGUUUUAGUAUUCCUCCGUUUCUUGUUAACCCUCUGGUCAAUCGAAACAGGGAAAUGCGGAUCAUUAUCGGCAUGGCUGUGCUCACAGGACAUCAGUUUGAUACUUGAUAUAUAUUUAUCAUAUACUGAUUGUUUAGCUUGAACAUCAAGUUGGCAAAAAAAAGAUAUAUUUUACUGCUGCUGUUAGAAUCUGUGUGUGUUUUAGCUUUUUUGAUGCUCAAAUAUUUCUGUCCACAUUAUUUCA
Mercurialis annua (annual mercury) is the source of this 807-nucleotide messenger RNA. RefSeq lists its product as uncharacterized. The record is from RefSeq and is a predicted model, not a curated record. The transcript has a single exon. The coding region runs from base 204 to 671 and encodes 155 amino acids. Gene Ontology annotation, molecular function: pectinesterase inhibitor activity. Lineage: Eukaryota; Viridiplantae; Streptophyta; Magnoliopsida; Malpighiales; Euphorbiaceae. Gene Ontology annotation, biological process: negative regulation of catalytic activity.